Molecule: messenger RNA, 700 nt
Organism: Juglans microcarpa x Juglans regia
Lineage: Eukaryota; Viridiplantae; Streptophyta; Magnoliopsida; Fagales; Juglandaceae
Product: 60S ribosomal protein L27a-3-like
Exons: 1
Coding region: 115-555 (146 amino acids)
Biological process (GO): translation
Cellular component (GO): ribosome; cytosolic large ribosomal subunit
Molecular function (GO): structural constituent of ribosome
Source: RefSeq, a predicted model, not a curated record
CCAUCAUCCGCCAUCCCCCAAAUAAAUCCCCAAACCCUACCCUCAAAUAUCUCUCGUGCCUUUGCCGCCGAAAACCCUAGCGGAUAGCGAGAGAGUGAGAGAGAGCGAGAGAAAAUGACGACCCGGUUCAAGAAGAACAGGAAGAAGCGGGGGCACGUGAGCGCUGGACAUGGUCGCAUCGGGAAGCACAGGAAGCACCCGGGAGGCCGCGGAAACGCCGGAGGCAUGCACCAUCACCGGAUCCUUUUCGAUAAGUACCAUCCUGGGUAUUUCGGAAAGGUCGGUAUGCGAUAUUUCCACAAGCUCCGCAACAAGUUCUACUGCCCCAUCGUCAACGUCGACAAGCUCUGGUCCCUAAUCCCCAAGGACGUCAAGGAAAAGGCCUCCAAAGACAACGCUCCUCUCAUUGACGUCACCCAGUUCGGCUUCUUCAAGGUCUUGGGCAAGGGCGUCCUCCCGGAGAACCAGCCCGUAGUCGUGAAGGCCAAGCUCGUCUCGAAGAUUGCCGAGAAGAAGAUUAAGGAGGCCGGUGGUGCCGUUGUCCUCACCGCUUAGGUUUUGUUGCUUUGGUUAUAAUUUGGGUUCAUUUUAAAUUUUGAUCUUUAUAGGAACUACGUUUAACCUUGUGUUUGUACUAUUAGCAUUUCGCACUGAGUUUUAAACGAUGGGAUUAUUUAUGCUUAUGUUUUUCGCAUUGGUA